Girardinichthys multiradiatus is the source of this 7350-nucleotide messenger RNA. Its product is annotated as voltage-dependent calcium channel subunit alpha-2/delta-4-like. Bases 485 to 3784 code for a protein of 1099 amino acids. The transcript is spliced from 40 exons. Gene Ontology annotation, cellular component: voltage-gated calcium channel complex. Gene Ontology annotation, molecular function: voltage-gated calcium channel activity. Lineage: Eukaryota; Metazoa; Chordata; Actinopteri; Cyprinodontiformes; Goodeidae. The record is from RefSeq and is a predicted model, not a curated record.
UCUUACAUAUGGAAGCAGAGUUUUUAAUCCAAAUGGAUUACACAGCAAUUUGGGCAGCAGUGGAGAGGAGCAGAAGCUACUGUGAGUGUGAAAAAGAACAGAAGGAGCCAAAGUCAGAAGAAGAUAUAUGUGUUUCUCCACAGCCAGUGCAGGGUUUUUACCUUGUCCAGACUUGGUAAAUGGGAAAAGUCUCUCUUUCCAUUCAUUUAAUUUCAGAUGGCUUUGAAAUCCUCAAGGACUGUCUCUUUCGCUGAGAAUGAUCAGGGCUGAAAGAUAAUGCCACCCCAAGAACACAUUUACCAAGACAGUGAAGAAGCCAUAAAGGGUGAAGUGUCUGUCAACAGAAAGACUGGCAUUUUCUCUGUUCCAAGCAUGAGAAAACCGUUUCCUUCAAAUUCCUGAUCAUCCCUUUGAACUUUAAAUCCUGCUCUCAUUUUGCAAAACUGCCUUGAGAAAUAUGAACUGGGAUGACCUUUGAGCCAGGAUGGAGACAAGAACAUUGGCAAUGAGAAACCUACUGAAGAUUCUGGGAUUUUUCUGCCUAUGGAUUAUGGUAGAGGCUCAAAUGAAGAUCCCACCAGAGACGGUGCAGCAGUGGGCAUCAGUGUUCUCUGUUGAACUCCAAGACUUUACAACCAAAUACUCUGGCUCUCUCCUACUUCAGAAGAAACUAAAGGAUGUAGAAUCCAUUAUUAGGAUUGUUGAGCUGAAUGGAGCUGAUUUACUGAGGGACUACUCUGAGGAAAUCGAACGAAUGUUGGGUAGUAAGAUGAAGUCUGUAAAGAGGUUAGCAGAGUCUGCAGAAGACGCCGACCUAUACCAUGAAUUCAACACUUCACUCCAGUUUGAUUACUACAACUCCAUGCUAAUCAACACCAUUGAUGAGAAUGGGAACUAUGUGGAACUGGGUGGAGAAUUUUCACUUGAAGAAAACGAACAUUUUAACAACCUGCCUGUGAAUACACUACAGAGUAACAUCCAAGUUCCCACCAAUGUCUACAACAAAGAUCCCAAACUUCUUAAUGCCAUCUACAACUCCGAGGCUUUAAAUGAUGUCUAUAUUAACAACUUUCAGAGAGAUCCGACACUUACUUGGCAGUACUUUGGCAGUUCCUUUGGCUUUUUUAGAAUCUACCCUGGUAUUAAAUGGACUCCAGACACAAACGGUGUGGUAGCCUUUGAUUGCAGAAACAGAAACUGGUAUAUUCAGGCAGCUACAUCUCCCAAAGACAUUAUCAUCAUGGUGGACAUCAGUGGCAGCAUGAAGGGGUUAAAGAUGACCAUAGCUAAACACACCAUCAACACUAUCCUGGACACACUGGGAGAGAAUGAUUUUGUCAAUGUCAUUGCUUACACUGACUAUGUUAGGUAUGUGGAACCAUGCUUCAGAGGAACACUGGUUCAGGCUGACUUGGACAACAGAGAGCACUUUAAGCUGUUGGUGGAGGAGUUGCAUGUUAAAGGAGAAGCAAAAAUAAAGAAUGCCAUGAAGGAGUCCUUCAAGAUCCUAAACGAGGCGAGGAUGAAUGGUCAGGGCAGCAUGUGUAACCAGGCCAUCAUGCUAAUCACAGAUGGAGCCAUGGAGGACUUUGAGUCAGUCUUUGAAGAAUUCAACUGGCCUGAGCGCCGGGUACGAGUCUUUACCUACCUGAUUGGCAGAGAGAUGACAUUUGCUCAAAACACCCAAUGGAUCGCUUGCAACAACAAGGGUUACUACACACACAUCUCAACGCUGGCUGAUGUUCAGGAGAAUGUCAUGGAGUAUCUGCAUGUGCUCAGUCGACCAAUGGUCAUCAACCACGACCAUGACAUCAUCUGGACAGAAGCCUACAUGGACACAGUGCUUCCCAACACAAAGGAGCUUUUCAACACCAAAGCUCAGAGUCUGUUGCUGAUGACUUCAGUGGCCAUGCCAGUGUUCAGCAAAAAGAAGGAAACGCUGUCACAUGGAAUCCUGCUUGGUGUGGUUGGCACUGAUAUUCCACUCAUGGAGGUGAUGAAGCUAGCACCCAGAUACAUGUUGGGAGCACAUGGCUAUGCCUUCCUGCUCAACAACAAUGGCUACAUCCUGGCUCAUCCUGACCUCCGACCUCUGUACAAAGACGACAAGAAACUGAAGCCAAAGCCAAACUACAACAGUGUGGAUCUAUCAGAGGUGGAGUGGGAGGACACAGAUGAGAUGCUGAGGACACCCAUGGUGAAAGGUGAGACAGGCAGUAUUAUCCUGAACAUCAGAGCCUCUGUGGAUAAACGGAAAAGACCAAUGUACCUCAUCAACAACUAUUUCUACACAAACAUUGCUGAAACACCUUUCAGCUUUGGCAUGGUGCUAACAAAGGGUCAUGGGAGUCUAAUGUUUACAGGAAAUGUAUCGGUGGAAGAAGGUCUGCAUGAUCUGACCUCUCCUGAUCUCAGCAUUGCCUCUGAGUGGACUUACUGUGAGACAGACAUCGACCCUGAUCACCGAAAAUACACCCAGCAUCAAGCAGUCAUCCGAUACCUGCAGGGGAAGGAGCCUGACCUAGAGUGUGAUGAAUUAUUGCUCCAGCAGACAUUGUUUGAUGCUGUGGUAACAGCCCCACUGGAGGCUUACUGGAACGCUCUGAUGCUUAAUGACAGGCUGGAGUCAGGGGUUGAGACAGCAUUUCUUGGGACUCGUUCGGGUCUGAUGAGGAUAAUGAGAUAUGCAGGAACGGAGACUAGAGUGGCAAAGAAGUUCCUGACUCCAUCGGACAAAGACAACCUGUUUACCAUUGAUCAUUUUCCUCUUUGGUACCGCCUGGCAGUGGAAAACACUCCUGGGAGAUUUUACUACUACGCUGUUAACGACAAAGGAGUGAAGUAUGUAAUAGCAACAACAGCUGUUACAGUAUCAUCAGGAGAAAGAACGGCAAUGGCUGGAGCUGUUGGGGUACAGAUGUCCUUGGAUUGGCUGGAAAAAAGGUUCUGGGCCAUUGCCAAGCAGCCCAGCAACACAGAUUGCUCAAAUGUUGAAGGUUUGUGUCCCCUGAGCUGUGAAAAUGAUGACCUGAGUUGUUUCCUAGUCGACAACAAUGGCUUUAUCCUCCUGUCUAAAGAGAGGAAUGAUGUUGGACGAUUCUUUGGUGAGGUGGACGGGUCUGUUAUGGCUUCGCUGAUCAAAAUGGGAAUGUUUAAAAAAGUGUCUCUGUUUGACUACCAGGCUAUGUGCAAGAACAGCCACCAUCAUGCCAGCAGUGCUCGAUCUUUGCUUAGUCCAUUGUACAUGAUUUUGGCUUUGAUGAGAUGGUUCUUCUCCAAUGCUGUGAUGUUUCUGCUGGACUUUAACCUCUGCGGUCUCUGGCACUCUGAUUACUUUGUGGAUGCCAAAGCUGGCUAUCACACAUCUCAUAAGCAGAAGAAGGUGGAGGCGCUUCAGCCCUGUGAUACUGCAUACCCUGGCUUUAUGUAUGACUCGUCUAUCAGGGAGGCCAACAGUCUCAUCAAGUGUGGACGCUGCCAGAAGAUGUUUGUGGUGCAGCAGAUUCCUGACAGUAACUUGGUUCUGGUUGUGACACAAGCCAGCUGUGACUGUUCCCGUCAGUUUGGACCUAUCCUGCUGCAGCCAAAGGAAAUCAAAUAUAAUGCAACCGUGAAGUGCAACAGGAUGAAGUCUCAGAAGGUGCGAAGGCGUCCAGAGUCCUGCCACUCCUACCACCCAAAGGAGGAUGCUAAGGACUGUGGCGGAGCGUCUGCCAUCUCCUUGUCCCUUCCUCUCUUCUCUGCCUCUCUGCUGUUGUCACCGGUCUUCCUCCAGUGGACAUAAACCAGGACAAAUCAUCAAACCAGCACAGGACAUGGAAAGAAAACACAGAGCAUGUCUACUAUAGUCAGUUACAAUCAAAUUUUAUUUUAUGUAGACGUUGAACAAGAAAUGUUUGUUUCUCUCUGAUAAAGGGAUAAAGGGCUAAUUUUUUUAUCCUUAAUAUUUUUUUAUUCAAUUUUGAAUAUUUUUGGAAUAGGUAAAAAUGGAUCAAAAAGAAGCUAAAGCUGAAAGAGCUACUAAGUGUCUUUUCUGACUAUUUGGGGGAAUUUGUUGCCUCCUGCUGGUCAGGUAUAAAAAGCGCAGCUUCAGUGUGCAGGCACGUUGCCAUGGUACUCACAGAUGUAGCUUUUUCAUACAGAAAUGUUGUGUGUGUUAAGUUUUACAUUGUGAAAAAAUCUUUGAGUAGAAAAUAAAGGUGCUUUUUAUAAACCUUUCAAAAGUCACAUGGUCCAAGGUUAAGGUUUAAGGUUAAGGUUUUCUGCAUAAUCUUCUAAAAUAUUUUCUACAUCUCAAAGUUUUCUGAAAUUAUUUAAAAGUUUUAGUUGUGUGUCAUCUGUGUUUCAUUUAACUCAUGAACCAUUCAGAACCCUAAACACAAGGGCAGACAACUUAGCAAUGAACCCAUUGCUAGUUUGAUCUUUAGGUAUUUUCUUACCAUCAACAUGUACAGUGACUGAUUUAGAUCCAGUUUCUUUAGGUAAAUCUGUGAAAAAUGUCAACAUAGUCUGACUGAUAGAAAAGGCAAUCAUUUGAUAACGAAACAUUCUGAAGAGGAGGUUGUAUGUUAUCGCACUGUCGCUAAAUAUCUUUUUAUAAGCUUUUUACUUCGUGAGACAUUGUUUCCUCAGUGUAACACUCCUUUUGAAAGAAAACUACCAAUCAGCCUAAUAGUAUGCAGCUAUGAAAGGACUGGAAAAUAAGAUUACAAGUCCGAAUGUUUUGAUAAAUAUUCAAUAAAAAACUAAAACAUGGAAAAAUGCAUAAAGUGUUUGGUAAUAAAGAGCAGGAGGUAAAUGAAAAAUACAUGUGACCAGAAACAAAGACCUUUUUGUUAUACAGAAUUUUCACAUUCUAUAGAAUAUUAUCAGUAAGCCUGGCACUUCUUCUGUGGUCCGCAUGUCAAAAUAGACACAUUGCACCCCAAGCAGGAGAGAAACAGUCAUGGUAAGAAUAAAGUGCUGCUUGCACUGCACCAGUUCUUGGGUUUCGAAUGUAUAAAUCAUCUGGUCUUUGCCAGGUUCAAAACAUAUUUCACCAUAAAACCACACCCAACAGGUUCAAUCGCAUCAUCAAUUAUUAAAGACGAUACAAAAAUAAAAGUUUGUGAGAAACUAAAUUUACAUCAUAAAGCCACAUUAAUUGAAUGGACUUGCACAACCCCCUCUCUGUGAUUAUGUUCAAAAAUCACGGAAAUGCUACAGUGAACCAAUUCAAAUGUUCAGAUUCCAUUUAUUAAAUAAUCUUUUUUUCCAGAGGGAACAAAUGGAACAACAAACCACAAAGAAACAUCUGCAAGCAUGAGCAAACUAAGAAUUCAGGAGAAGUAAACUGGAUUUCCCCAUUGAAAUGUCCUUAUUCAGGCCUGAAGAAAUAAAACGAGGCCCCAGUAAGCCAAAGAGAAGCUCCUGGACUGUGGUUAGGAGGAUGAAAGUCGUAUUCUACGAUGAUUCUCCCAUAUGUAUUAUGAAAUUAUGCAAGGACUUUAAUUUGGUGCCACUCCAAUGAAACAUAAAGACUCAUAGCAAAGUAGGGACACAUUAUGUAAAAAAAAAAAAAAAAAAAUUGCUUCAGAGUGAUCUUUAUCUCCAUGAGUUCAGCUUCAUAUCGAGCUAUAUUCGAAAAACAAAAAAAUAAGAACAAUAUUAGCAAAAUCUGUAUCUGCAUAAAGGUCAACAGUCUGCCAGGUCCAUCUCCUCUAAAACAGCAAAGGUUCUAUUGGGACACAGACAGGGACUGUCUCUGGAUACUUUAUGCUGUGGAAUACAGUAAAAACAGGAUUUAUCUGCACAAAAACACAUUACAGCUUAGGAGUAAAGAGAGAUUUUCAGUAUGUUUUAACAGUAUUCUGUCUCUCCACAUCAAAACAAAGUGAUCAUAAAAUUAAAUUAAAUUAAAUAAGAUACUUUUUAUUUAUUUCUAAGACCACAUUUACACCUGACUCCAACAUCUGACCUGAGCAAUCCUUCAGAGGAGCCCAAGGACAUUGACUUGACAAGUUUGGCUGUCUGACCACAAUCAGUGCUGAGACCCACUGAACGACCUACUGACCUGAAGGACCACCCUCAAGUAGCAGUGACCGGAACAACAAAACCAUCUCUAAACAGCUGUUGGCGAAAUCCACCUUGCUGUCAGCUAAUUUAAAAAGAUUAAAGAAUCAUCUCGAAAACUCUUUUUCAGAUAAACUUAUUGUAUUUCAUAAUUAAAGAAAUGUCUAAGAAGUCCAGAUUUUAUUAAUCGGUGGAUAUCAGGACUUCAUAUUGGUGAGUGGCUUUUUUUUCUCUGCCAUGUAGCCUAUCUUUAUCAUGUUGGGAACCAAAGGUACCACUGUACUCAAUGCAUUAGAAGUGCCUCAUAGACAUCAUCAAGAUUAAGAGUUUAGCUGCAAAAACUCAAAAGCACAGCUCUGAUGGUUCUGAACCAUGUUAAUAAUCACACGGUUUAAGUGAUCUGUACAGGAAAGAUCUGAUCGUUGAGGAUGGACUGGAAUACCAAGUGUGAAGAGCGUCGUUAGGCUCGUAAAGGAUCUCUGGAUUAGCCAGGAUGUGCGUAAAUGUGCCUGAGGUAGCAAACAAAAUCAGCAGUGGGUCACAUAUUUUAUUCCCCACAGCAAAUCACUUUUACCUUUGCAUUUACUAUUGAUGAGUCCUGCAACAAACCAUAAGAUUUCAAAGUUGCGAUUAAAAAUGACAAAGGAACAAAGAAAGACUAAACUUAAUAGAGAAGACAUCUCAAAAGUCCCGUCUAAAAUAAGACCAAGCAUAAGAUGAACACAGAAUAAAACGUGCUGCUGAGAAGAGUCUGGCAUGACUGUUCUACCUGAAGGUAAAACUGCAGACAUCCAUGAUGGUCUUCUUUAACAAUCUUUAAUAAUUGUUUUGUUCUGGACCAGUGGUACAAAAUACCUCCUGUCCAGUCAUUAACACACACAGUUAGAUAUAAUUAUAUUUUUACAGCAUUAAAAUAUCCAUAAUAUAAAUCCAACCUGAGGUCACUGUUGCUCUGGUGGUGUGAAACAGAACAAUGUGCUCAGUUCCUCCAGGAUGAACUUUAAAACAGAUGAAAAAACAUCUUCAUGUAAUUUCUAAACAUAUUACAAGCUUGUUUGGCCACAGAAACAUUCCUCCAGUCAAGUGUUUCUUCCUAAUUAUCAGGCAUAUUUUAAAUGCAUAAAUAAAGAAAGCGGUGAGUCUUUAGUUCUGGUGUAAUUAAAUCUGGAAUAUCUUAAGGCGCUUUAAAACACAUUCUUGUUUGAGCCGAGUUCAUCUUCUCUGUAUCAGUGCUACAUUUAGGCAACAGCUGUCCACUGCUACAAAAUUUUAAAAAAAAUCAUUUCUCUCUCUCUCUCU